AUGUAUAUUAUCCCGAAAACAUUAUACGACAAGGUCUUCGACAACCACGUUGUUGACAAACAAGAAGAUGGCACCUGUUUGCUCUAUAUCGACCGUCACUUAAUCCACGAGGUAACCUCGCCUCAGGCUUUUGAAGGCCUUCGCACUGCUGGCAGAAACGCCCGUCGUCCUGAAUUGGCCUUGGCUACCGUCGACCACAAUAUUCCCACCGAUUCCCGCAAGGACUUGAAGGACCUCGAAUCCUUCAUCCAUCAACCCGACUCCCGUAUUCAAGUCAUGGCCUUAGAGCACAACAUCAAGGAGUUUGGCUUGAGUUAUUUUGGCAUGACCGAUCGCCGUCAAGGUAUCGUUCACGUUAUCGGUCCCGAGCAAGGUUUCACCCUCCCUGCUACCACCUUGGUUUGUGGUGACUCCCACACUUCUACCCACGGCGCUUUUGGUGCUUUGGCUUUUGGUAUCGGUACAAGUGAAGUCGAACAUGUCUUGGCUACUCAAACCAUCUUGCAGCGCAAGAGCAAGAAUAUGCGUAUUCACGUCAGCGGUACCCUCCCCGAAGGACUUGCCUCCAAAGAUUUAAUGUUGCAUAUUAUCGGUGUGAUCGGUACCGCCGGUGGUACUGGUUGCGUCAUCGAAUUCUGCGGUGAAGCCAUCGAGGCUCUUAGUAUGGAAGCCCGUAUGUCCAUGUGCAACAUGUCCAUCGAAGCCGGUGCCCGUGCUGGUAUGAUUGCUCCUGACGAGACUACCUUUGAGUAUGUCAAGAACCGCCCCUUGGCUCCCAAGGGCGACGAUUGGGAACACGCCGUCGCCUAUUGGAAGACUUUGGGCUCCGAUAAGGGCGCGAAGUAUGACAUUGAAGUCGAAAUUAAUGCUGCUGAUAUCUUGCCCACCGUUACUUGGGGUACUUCUCCUCAAGAUGUAAUCGCCGUCAACGGCACCGUUCCUAAUCCUUUCAAGGUCAACGACGCUGUUCGCGCUGCAUCUAUCCAACAUUCUUUGGAAUAUAUGGGCCUUGAGCCCGAUACUCCUAUCGCUUCUUAUCCCAUGGACAAAAUCUUCAUUGGUUCCUGUACCAAUUCACGUAUUGAAGAUUUGCGUCUUGCCGCUGCUGUUGUCAAGGGUCGCAAGGUCGCUAGCAACAUCAAACAUGCUAUGGUUGUUCCUGGCUCUGGUUUGGUUAAGAAAAUGGCCGAAACUGAGGGUCUGGAUCAAAUCUUUAUUGAAUCUGGUUUCGACUGGCGUGAAGCCGGUUGUUCCAUGUGUCUCGGUAUGAACCCUGACCAAUUGAAGCCCUACGAACGUUGUGCUUCCACUUCUAAUCGUAACUUUGAAGGCCGUCAAGGUGCCAAGGGUCGUACUCAUCUUGUUAGUCCCGCUAUGGCUGCUGCUGCCGCCGUUAAGGGACAUCUCUGCAAUGUUCGAGAAUUCUUUGGCGAUGCCACCACCGGAUCCCCUACCGUCAUCACCAAUAGAAAUUAUGAUCCUUCUCAUGAUUUCGGUAGUGUUAUUUCCCUUGCUGUGGAUGAUGCCACCGAUGCUGUUACGGAUUCCGCUGGUAUGACUACAAGUGUCGCUGGUGGACCUGGCGCCGCAACCGCUGGUAUUCCUGAGUUUACCGUAGUUUCCGGUGUCUCUGCCCCUUUGCCUAUUUCAAAUGUCGAUACAGACAAAAUCAUUCCUAAGCAAUUCUUGAAGACAAUCAAGCGUACCGGUCUUGGUAAGUUUGCAUUCUACGAUCUUCGCUAUGAUUCCGACGGUAACGAAUUGCCUGAAUUUGUCUUAAACCGUGAACCCUACCGUAACGCCAGCAUUUUGGUCGCACAGGAAAACUUUGGAUGUGGUAGCUCGCGUGAACAUGCCCCCUGGGCUUUGAAUGAUUUUGGCAUUCGGGUUGUCAUUGCUCCUUCUUUUGCUGAUAUCUUUUUUAACAACUGUUUCAAGAACGGCAUGUUGCCUAUUCCCUUGCCCGUUGAGCAAGUCGAUGAAUUGAUGGCUGCUGCCGAAAAGGAGUUGGAAUUUACUGUUGACUUGCUCAACCAAGUCAUUCGCUAUGACGAUAAGGAGAUCAAAUUUGAAGUGGAGCCCUUCCGCAAGCAUUGUUUGGUUAAUGGUCUUGAUGACAUUGGUCUAACCUUGCAAAAAGCCGCAAAGAUUGACGCUUUUGAAGCUGCUAGAGAGGAGAAUUUCCCCUGGAUGAACAUCAAGCGUAGCCGUGCUCGCCUUAGUCCUUCCCGGCCUAAACAGUCUACCGCUGGUCGCAGUGAUUGGUAA
This is a messenger RNA of Schizosaccharomyces osmophilus, 2268 nucleotides long. RefSeq names its product 3-isopropylmalate dehydratase Leu2 (gene leu2). The record is from RefSeq and is a predicted model, not a curated record. Gene Ontology annotation, molecular function: 4 iron, 4 sulfur cluster binding; 3-isopropylmalate dehydratase activity. The transcript has a single exon. Gene Ontology annotation, cellular component: 3-isopropylmalate dehydratase complex. Gene Ontology annotation, biological process: L-leucine biosynthetic process. Lineage: Eukaryota; Fungi; Ascomycota; Schizosaccharomycetes; Schizosaccharomycetales; Schizosaccharomycetaceae. Bases 1 to 2268 code for a protein of 755 amino acids.